UGUAGGUACGACACUGAUUCAUCGAGAGAACGCGGAACUACGAAAAAAAAAACGCUGACCUGAUGCGCAAGUACAAGAGCCUACAAAGACUACAUGAGAAAGCAAAAUCACAGCUCAAAAGUGCGAGGAAAAAACUGGCAUCUGCUGAAAAAAAAAUACGCGAAUUAACUACUGCAAGCUUUCUGAACAAUGACCAAGCAGCUGCUCUGGCGAGAAAGACUACGAAAGGAUCAAAAUGGUCUGAAAAGACUAUCAGAGUAGCACUUCAGAUUAAACAUGCAUGUGGCACAACAGGAUAUGAACUACUGAGGUCGAUGUCGUAUCCAUUACCUUCGAACAGGACCCUCAUUAGAAGACUUCAGAACAUCCGCUUUUUGCCAGGCAUUCUUCAUGAGGUACUAUAUGUUUUAAAGCUCAAAAGUGAGACAAUGCAUGACAUAGAAAAGGACUGCGUGUUAUUCAUGGAUGAGAUGGAAAUCAGCCAGGGUUUCGAUCACGACCGCUCUCUAGACUGCCUUUUCGGGGGUACCACGCUGCCACAGUCAAAUGUGCAAGUUGCCAACCAUGCCCUUGUGUUCAUGAUCGGUGGGCUAAACACGAGGUGGAAGCAGGUCAUAGCCUACCACUUCACUGGGCGAUCAGUCGACGGGGCACUCCUGAAAGAUCUUGUAUUUCAUUUAUUUGAGCUCUGCGUUAAUAUCACGUUGCGAGUGCUUGUGGUAACCAGUGACAUGGGAUCAGCUAACCGGACAGUAUGGCGCCUACUGGGAUUCUCCAGCAACAAUCAGAGACCGUGUGUUCUGUACCACACCCGCACCUUGCAGACCAGAUGUUGUUUUUUAUGGCUGAUCCAGCGCAUGUUUUGAAAAACAUUCGGGCCCAGCUGCUUCGUUCAGAAAUAUUUACACUAGGACAAGAAACCGUUAAGGAGCAAGAGCUUCCUGGAGAAAUUGUCAGCGUUGAUCACAUUAAAGCAGUCCUAGAAUUUGACUCUGACGAUGACCUGAAGGUUGCGAAUAAUUUGUCUGACAUCCACAUUGGCAGUGGGCACUUCACUAAGAUGAAGGUGAAUGUCGCCGUUCAAAUGUUUCGCGAAGCCCCUCCUGCUAUCACAUACCUGGUCAAACAAGGAAAGCUAAAGCCUGAAGCAGAGGCAACAGCUUGGUUCCUUGAAUUAGUGAGCAAAUGGUACACACUCAUGUCAUCACGGCACCCAGUGGUUGCUUUGAGCUAUUUUAAUCCCUCAAUACAUGAAGAUGCAGUUAAAAUCCUUCAACUGGCUUGUACAACUUCCUGCCGUAUCAACAUGGGCAAAACUGCUCACUGGAAACCUUCCCAAGCCGGUCUCUUGAUAUCAACGACAGUUGUGCUGUGCCUGUCCGACGAACUGCUGAAGAAACGUGGCUACCGGUACCUGCUUACAGGUAGACUGAUACAGGACUGUCUUGAAAAUAUUUUCUCUGUUGUAAGACUCAGGAAGCCCAUCCCAAGUGCGUAUGAUGUGAAGUGUGCUCUAAAGAUGAUAUGUGUCAGCCAAUACCUGCACACGCCAACGUCAUCUAGCUAUAACGAGGAUGACAGCUUGCACUUAGCUGACUUCCUGGACCCCAGUAUCAAGGCACAAGUUGCGCAAGAAAGUGGGGAGAACGAGGAAGCAGAAGAGCUUGAAAACGUUCUUCUGUAUGCAACCACUGCAGUAGAACGUGACAUUCUUGCAUAUGUAGGAGGUUUUCUACUGAAGUCCAUCUUGAAAUUCAUUGACGAGUGCAAGGACUGCAAAGCGGCACUGGUAGGAAAUGACGAUAAAUACAGCACUCUCGUUAAGCUUAAAGAAUACGCUCAGGGCGUUGGAAAGCUCAUUCAGCCUAGCCGAGCUGUCAUGGAAGUGCUCACUGAAUGCGAAGAACACUUCAAGGCCUUUGCCGACGAAGACGGAAUUUUGGCGCUAAAAACCCCAUUCGCGAGCAUUUUGAGUGCAUUGCGCAGAUCAGUAACUGUGCCACUGGAGAGCUGCGAAAUCCAUCGUGCACAGGUAGAAAAGUCGCUGCUGGAAAAGUAUGUUAGGACAAGGCUAAAGAUUCAUCUUCGGCAAAAACAGGCACAAAGGGUGAAUGGUCAGUCAAGUAAGACUUGUGCUGCAGUGAACCUUGAGUAGCAGCUUUUUAAAAGGCUCCAAUCCAAUUUAAAAAUUACUGCUUAUGAAAAGAACGCAUUUCUGUGAGCAUACUGUGUUGAAUCUGUCUGUUACUGUGCAAAUGAACAUUCGUGUAGCUGACUUCAUUUGUUCUUUUUGAUGAGCUGUCCUUGUGCAGGAAAUGUGCACGCACCAAUUGUUAUAUGUUUUAUGUGUAAUCAACCUUCGAUUUUCGAUGUAAAUAAAUAUUCACUGAAACAAGCAACUUACCUUACGUAUCAUAACGUGAAGGCAUAUGUCGAAUUCGCUAAAAAGGGGGGUAAGUUGAAACCACAAUAUGACAUCUUACAAAUUUUGUGUGUCUCUUUUUAUGUAAUGUUUUGCUCUGCUCUGAUCUAUCUUCGUGCACAUUGCUCCUUGUUUCAACCGGUAAAGUUGUUGUUAUGUUGUUAUCG
Messenger RNA from Rhipicephalus sanguineus (brown dog tick), 2589 nucleotides. RefSeq lists its product as uncharacterized. Lineage: Eukaryota; Metazoa; Arthropoda; Arachnida; Ixodida; Ixodidae. Bases 755 to 2155 code for a protein of 466 amino acids. The transcript has a single exon. The record is from RefSeq and is a predicted model, not a curated record.